Molecule: messenger RNA, 894 nt
Organism: Funneliformis caledonium
Lineage: Eukaryota; Fungi; Glomeromycota; Glomeromycetes; Glomerales; Glomeraceae
Source: the annotation of a GenBank genome assembly
AUGUUUCAAAAAAGUUCGUUACAUUACUACGAAGAUGGGGAUAUCAUCCUGAUUGUACAAGACACCGCCUUUUGUCUUCACCGAAAUUAUUUAUCCAUGGCAUCAAAAGUGUUUCGUGAUAUGCUUUCCUGUGUCACUUCAUCCACAGAUAAAGAUUUGUCCCGUAUAAAUAUUACCGAUACAUCUCCUUUGGUUUUUGAAAAAUUUUUAACUUUUAUUUAUCCACAAAAUUUCGUUCCAAUAACUUGGGAUAUCAUCUCGGAAUUUUGUCAAAUUGGUGACAAGUAUGAGUUUGCUUCCGUACUUGGAGCCGCGGAGACUUUUUUGGAAUCUCACUUUUAUGAAAAACCUCUUUCCUCCUUGAUAUUAGCCGAUAGAUAUCUUUUCAAAUUCAUUUAUAAGGAAUCCUCAAAAUUGGUCUUGAACAGAUUUCAUGAGUAUCGUCAACAUUCAAAAUUCCUCUUACUUUCUCAUAAGACGAGAUCGGCUUUAUUCGAAAAAUACCUCGAUUUCACCAUUUCUAUCACAACCAUUUGCUCUUUAAAAAAACACAAGGAUUUUCAUCAUCACUCCUUGUGUCGCCUCAAUAAUCUUUCUUUUACAAGUCAUGAAUGUGAAAUCAAUGAUUGGUAUGAAUCAUUUUUUGAGAGAUUUCGUCUGUUGAACUCUGAUACAUUACUUUCCCCCUCAAAAUCCAUGAACGUUAUUUUAAAACAUUUGAUGGAAUUUUGGAGAGAUUACGUGAAUAGAACUUGGACCGAGUGUGAAUAUCGAUUUUUCAACGAUUACUUGUCCAAACAGUUUAUUGCCCACUUUGGUAAUUUCGAACCCUUAAAAUUUGAAAAAUCAAGGAGGGAUGCCGAGCAUUACAUUUUUAUCGAAUUGAAAGAUUAA